GAAAAGUAUCAUUCAGCUUUAGUCUUUCUAGAUUUCACAUUACAACCUAUCUACAACAAAAUGUACAAGAUUGUUCUGGUUGCUUUUGCGCUCUUUGGAGCCAUCGCUGCCCAGCACUACUACCAGCAGGGUCAUCAACAGGGACAUCACGAGGAGGAACACUACGCGCCUGCCCACUACGAGUACGCGUACGACGUUCAUGAUGACCACACCGGAGACGUGCACGGCCAGAAGGAGUCCCGCAAGGAUCACACCACCCAGGGCGAAUACUACCUGAUCGAUGCCGAUGGCCACAAGCGCACCGUGACGUACCACGUCGAUGGCAAGAGCGGUUUCAUCGCCCAGGUCCACCGGGAACCGAUCAAGGGAUACCAGGCACCGCAGCCACAGGUGCACAAGGUGCUGGCCGUCCCAGUGAGCCACGGGUACCACCAUUAGAAGCUUAUGUCAUAACUAGUGAAAUUUAGCACAAUUUUAUUCAUUAAAAUGAUUCAAAACAAAUGAAAAUCC
Messenger RNA from Culex quinquefasciatus (southern house mosquito), 510 nucleotides. Its product is annotated as larval cuticle protein A2B. The record is from RefSeq and is a predicted model, not a curated record. Gene Ontology annotation, cellular component: extracellular matrix. The coding region runs from base 61 to 438 and encodes 125 amino acids. The transcript has 2 exons. NCBI's taxonomy places the organism in Eukaryota, Metazoa, Arthropoda, Insecta, Diptera, Culicidae.